UAAAGGUCAGAAACUACUACUUCCGGGUUACAGUAAGACUCGUAUAAGCAAACUAUUGGCGCCCUAAACGUCUAUUUACUCACCAGACUUUAAAAUCGAAAUGAGCUGAAUGUUAAAACACCACGCAAUAUAGUUCACAGAGGAGGUAUGGUUUAUUAUUUUAUUCGACGGUAGCCCGUUUGAUGUUGUUGCUAUGGUGAUGGGGAUUAACAGCGAGGCUAAAGGAAGACCAUCAACCGUCUGUUAAACAACAAUCAACUAAUAUUAUCAUUCCUUUAAAGAAUUCAUACAUGGAUGAGCGCUUUGCCUUCCUGGCUGAGUGGUACGACCCCAGCGCUGCUCUCCUGCGACGAUACCAGCUGCUCUACUACCCUAAAGAUGGCUCCGUGGAGAUGUUUGAUAUGAAGAACCAGCGCACCUUCCUACGGAGGACCAAGUUUGAUGAGCUUCAUCCAGAGGAUCUGUUUGUUGGCAACCGAGUAAACAUCUUUUCUCGUCAGCUGAACCUCACAGGUUAUGGGGAUCAAUACACAGCCAACAAACUGGGCAGUAAGAAGGAGAGGACUUUGGCUAUGAUUAAGCCAGACGCUGUUCCAAAAGUUGGCAACAUUAUUCAGAUGAUUUAUGAUGCCAACCUUAUAGUCACAAAAGCCAAAAUGACCAAACUUACAUGGAAGCAGGCAGCAGACUUUUACAUGGAACAUCAGUCAAAGUCUUUUUUCAAUAAUUUGGUGCAGUUUGUGAGCUCCGGUCCCGUGGUUGCUAUGGAGCUGAUGGGAAAUGAGGCAGUGACAACCUGGAGAAAAGUUCUGGGUCCGACUGAUUCUGGCGUGGCACAAAAAGAUGCAGCGAAUAGUCUCAGAGGCCAGUUUGGUACCGAUGGCACUAAGAAUGCAGGACAUGGGUCAGACUCAUUGGCAUCUGCUGCACGGGAGCUGGAGUUCUUCUUCCCUUCUACUACUGGUCACGGUCCCUCCAACACAGCAAAGUACUCAGACUGCACCUGCUGUAUCAUUAAACCUCAUGCCAUCUCAGAAGCGUUGACGGGAAAGAUUCUUAAGUCAAUUAUAGAAAAUGGAUUUGAGAUAUCUGCCCUACAAAUGUUCAACAUGGAUCGAGUAAAUGCUGAGGAGAUUUUGGAGGUUUAUAAAGGGGUUGUAGCCGAGUAUACUAAUAUGGUGGAUGAACUUUGUUCCGGACCUUGCAUGGCCCUGGAGAUCCAUGCUACCGACGCACCCAGAACCUUUCGGGAGUUCUGUGGACCCGCAGACCCUGUGAGUAACAAGAUGGUUCAGUCUUGUUAUAAUGUGUAUUUAUUUCCUUGAGGUUUCCCCCAAGAAAGCUUAAAUUAUGCA
Molecule: messenger RNA, 1355 nt
Organism: Sinocyclocheilus grahami
Lineage: Eukaryota; Metazoa; Chordata; Actinopteri; Cypriniformes; Cyprinidae
Product: nucleoside diphosphate kinase 7-like
Exons: 10
Coding region: 291-1325 (344 amino acids)
Biological process (GO): UTP biosynthetic process; CTP biosynthetic process; GTP biosynthetic process
Cellular component (GO): centrosome; axonemal microtubule
Molecular function (GO): nucleoside diphosphate kinase activity; ATP binding
Source: RefSeq, a predicted model, not a curated record